AUGCACGACAUAGGGCAAUCUGUCCAACAAGCCGUGCCAUUACCGGUUUACACCGACGCACGUCCAGUCAUCCAUACUGUUGUUCCACUAGCUGCCUAUGCUAGGCAUAUUCCUCACUAUGAAGAUCAACAUCACAUGUAUCAGACUGUCGAAUCAACCGUUGCUGGUGAUGAAGUAAGGUUUGAGGAUUUCAGAGAAGUAAAGGAGAACAUGCAGCUCCUUGAGAAGAAGUUCCGAGAUUUAGAAGGAGACCACGUCUUUGGAUCUGCCGCCAAAGAAAUGUGCCUUGUAUCUGGGUUGGUGAUUCCGGCCAAAUUCAAAACUCCAAACUUCGACAAAUACAAGGGGCAUACUUGUCCAAAGAGCCAUCUCAUCAUGUAUUACCGAAAAAUGGCCGCACAUGUGGAAGACGACAAGCUGAUGAUCCACUAUUUUCAAGAUAGCUUGAGUGAGGCUCCUUCCAAAUGGUAUCUAAGUCUGGAUCAGAAUAGGAUCAGGUGUUUCCAAGACCUGUCAGACGCGUUCAUAAAACACUAUAAAUACAACAUGGAAAUGGCGCCUGACAGAAGACAGUUGCAAAGCAUGUUCCAGCAUGACAAGGAGUCCUUCAAGGAAUAUGCUCAGAGAUGGAGGGAAUUGGCUUCUCAAGUUGAACCACCUCUAGCUGAGAAGGAAUUGGCAGAACUGUUUAUCGACACUGUCCAACCCCAAUUCUAUGAAAAUAUGGUUAGAAGUGCUUCCUUGGGAUUCUCCGAGCUUGUGGCUAUAGGAGCUCGCGUUGAAUAUGGUGUAAGAAAUGGCAAACUGGCGGUUGUAGCUGGAACUUCAAAUGCUAAUCAAAAGAAGUUCUCUGGAGGGUUUCCCAGAAAGAAGGAAGGGGAAACAAAUGUUGUGACUAUUGGUCAAGGAAGAGCUCCUCCAAGAAGGAGACCACAAUAA
This is a messenger RNA of Lathyrus oleraceus (garden pea), 939 nucleotides long. RefSeq lists its product as uncharacterized. Lineage: Eukaryota; Viridiplantae; Streptophyta; Magnoliopsida; Fabales; Fabaceae. The record is from RefSeq and is a predicted model, not a curated record. Bases 1 to 939 code for a protein of 312 amino acids. The transcript has a single exon.